This is a messenger RNA of Sitophilus oryzae (rice weevil), 1929 nucleotides long. RefSeq lists its product as uncharacterized. The coding region runs from base 1 to 1929 and encodes 642 amino acids. The transcript is spliced from 2 exons. NCBI's taxonomy places the organism in Eukaryota, Metazoa, Arthropoda, Insecta, Coleoptera, Curculionidae. The record is from RefSeq and is a predicted model, not a curated record.
AUGGUUGGGAAAUAUAAGAAGAAAAAUGUUAUUAAGUGCAAUGCUUGUUCAGCAAACAUUACAAAAUCGCAAGCAUCUAUGAGAUGCCAUGGUGGGUGUAGUGGAUGGUUUCAUAAGGCGCGUACGAAGUUAUCUAAUGAGGAGUACUUAAUAUUCAGUUCAAAAACUUAUAAGAAUGUAUGGAAAUGCCCUAAAUGUGUUGAAGCAUCUGAUGGAGACGGUGAUGGAGACGAACAAUCUGAAUCGGAUGAGGAAAUCCAAACGACAUGUUCCACUUCACAACAGCGUUAUUCUAUUCAUGAAUCAUUAAAUCAAGCGAACCCCUCUAAUAAAGAUAUAUUAGAUGUUAUGACAGCAAAAUUUUCUAUCUUGGAGAAAUCUAUUCAGUUUACCAGCGAUAUACUUGAUGAUUUACAAAAAACAAUUAAGGCAGUUGGUCAGGAGAACGAGCGACUCAGGAAGGAGCAAAAUGUAUUGAAAGGCAAAGUUCAGGGUGUCGAGGAUCAGGUUCAUGUGCUACAACAAAAAAUAGAUAAUGAAGAACUUCAGGAAAAAAGUUGUAAUGUGGUCGUUGUUGGGUUACCAGGCAGCCCUACUGAUAACUUACGAAAAGUGUUCCAUAAACUUCGAUUUGCUGUUCAAGAUGAAGAAUAUACUAUUUUGCCGCUUCGCACUGAAACUCAGCUUGUGAGAUUUACUAAGCCAGAACUCUCUAAGAAGCUACUGGAACUUCGGAAAUCCAUCAGAGUGCUUGAUACUAAGGAUCGUGGAAUAGACGGAGAGACGAGGAGAAUCUAUAUAAAUGAAGACUUGCCAAAAACGACAAGACUUAUUGAAAAAGGCCAGAGAGUUGAAGAAUUUUGGUUACAGUUUAAUAGCAUUAAUGAAGCAGAUCUGCUUGAUGCCCUUGCUAGCAUUAAAUCCAAUGCAGCAGGCUGCGAUGGUAUAUCUCUAUUAAUGGUUAAAUUGUGCUGUCCUUAUAUUGCCCCCUACCUUGCUCAUAUUUACAAUUGCUGUUUAAAUAAUAGCUAUUUUCCGAUUAGUUGGAGAAAUGCAAUGAUCAUGCCCUUGCCAAAAAUCUCCAAUCCUACAAGUUUAAAAGACAUUCGACCUAUAAGUAAAUUGCCAGUUUUAUCAAAGAUAUUGGAAAAGUUGGUAUAUAGUCAAGUUUUAAAUCAUUUAACUAAACAUAAUUUGAUCCCUGAUUGCCAGUCAGGAUUCAGGAGUAAAUAUGGUACUUCUGCCGUUUUAGCUAAAGUUUUGGAUGAUAUAUUAACAGAAUUAGAUACAGGUAAGGGUGCAAGUCUGCUUCUAUUAGAUUAUACUAAGGCAUUUGACACCUUGGGGCAUGACCUUUUACUGGCAAAGCUUCAUUAUUACGGGUUUUCGGAAAAUGUUGUGGAAUUGGUUGGCAGUUAUUUGUCUAAUAGAUGCCAGUGUGUAGUUCUCGAUGAGGCUCAGUCGGAUGCUUUACCGCUUUCUAGGGGUGUACCUCAGGGUUCCAUUUUGGGACCACUCUUGUUCCUUAUUUACACCGCUGAUUUGAAAAAUAAUGUUGUGGAUUGCGAACUGCAUCAAUUUGCCGAUGACACGCAAAUAUAUGCAACUUACACUGCUGAAAAUGCAGCAGCUGUUUACAAUAAUAUUAAUUCUGCUCUUGAGAAAAUAAGUAAAUACUCAUUGAAUCAUGGUCUUCAGUUGAAUCUUGGCAAAACUCAAAUGAUUUGUUUUGGUAGGGUACCCUUAGCAAAGGGAUUAUCUGUUAAACUGAAUAACGAAAUAAUCCAUCCAUUAAAAACUGUCAAGAAUUUGGGUUUGGCUCUAGAUUGUGAUUUGAGAUUUCGAAAUCAUGUCAAUUCGAUUGUGCAGAAAAGUUAUACAGCAUUGAGGGGAUUGUAUAGGAAUAAAAAUAUUAUGAGCAAGCAUUGA